CGAGCAGAGAGUCUGGUAAAGAGUCACGGUAGCGACCGUUACGCCAAAACGAGGCUUACCAAAAUUCUGGUAAAGUUUUUGAUUGGCUGAGAAGAACACACCUCCAAAAUGAAUCGUGAAUUGAUAGACGAUGUUGUAGCCGCAUUAAACCUACCUUUUAAACUUAAAGAUUUACAACUUGAAUGCUUGAAAGCUGUAGCAGAUGGAAAAGACUUAUUUGCGGUUUUGCCAACUGGAUACGGGAAAAGUGUGCUGUAUACCGUCCUGCCGAAAUUAUUAUGGGAAUCUAAAGUGAAAGUAAGAUGCUCGACCGGUGUAGAACAUUUUUCUUCCGUUGUGAUUGUUAUUUCGCCCUUGAUUUCUCUGAUGAAGGACCAGGUACUUAAUAUCAAAUCUUUAGGGGUUGACUGUGCAUAUAUUGGAGAGAAGCAGGAGGGAGGAGAGCUGAUGAAUAUUAAAAAUGGAAAAGUCCCAGUUCUAUUGAUGAGCCCAGAGAGUCUGUUUUCUGGAUCCUGGAGACAAGUUCUGGAGACUGAUGUUAUCAGGAGAUUGGUGUCAGCAAUAGUGGUGGAUGAGGCUCACUGUGUGGAGCAAUGGGGAGAUGAAUUUAGGACAGAUUAUAGCAGGAUUAAUGAACUAAGGAGCAUUUUACCAGAAGCUGUGAUGGUUGCUUUGACAGCUACUGCAACUCUCGAUUCUAGAAUUAAAAUAUCCAAAAUGUUGGGAAUGAACUCAUAUCAUACAGUUAUUGGUUGCUGCAAUAGGGAAAAUAUCAUGUACUUUGCAAAAAAGGCAUCUUAUGAUAUAGAGGAAAAUUUCCAAUGGCUUAUUGAUGAACUUAAAUUGAAAAAAAGUGAAACCCCUAAAGUAAUUAUUUAUUGUAGAAAUAUCAAGACAUGUUCCAUUAUUUACUCCCUUUUCAGAAGAAAACUUGGUGCUAAUGAUUCUUACAUAGGACAAUCUUCAGCCCGAAAUUGUUUGUAUGCUAUGUUUCACCACUCUACUCCAGAUAAAAACAAACAAAUUAUUUCAGAAAAUUUUCGACAACCUGAUGGUAAACUUCGUGUAGUAAUUGCAACCAAUGCUUUUGGGAUGGGCAUCAAUGUAAAAGAUAUACACAAAGUCAUUCAUUGGGGUGCACCAAAAAGUGUCAAUGGUUUCAUGCAGGAAAGUGGUCGCGCAGGCCGAGACAACAGCCCCUCACAAUCCAUCGUGUACUACCACCCUAUUGAUGUCAGUGUGACAGCAACUGAUGAUCAAAUGAGACAAUACUGCAAGUUAAAAUCUUGUAGAAGACAUUACUUAAUACUUCAUUUUUCACCUGAAAAUAUGAAAGCUGUGCAAGGAACACCCAAACACUUUUGCUGUGACAACUGUGCUAUCUCGUGUGAUUGUCAGCACUGUCCUGUGGACUUUUAUUCAUUUUUUCCUAAUGAGGACGAUAGCAUUGUUAUGGCAGCUGCUGGCCAAUAUGAUGAUAACAAGUCAUACCGAACUAUCACUGAUGAAAAGAGAGAAACUUUGACAGUUUCCUUACAUGAAAUGAGAAAAUCUUUACUUCAAAGUGAAUGUUAUGAACCAACUAUCUUGCCAGCUGAAAUUUUGACUGGUCUCAGUGACACGGUGAUAAAAAACAUUGUCUCAAAUGCGCACUACAUGUUUGACAUUGAUGAUAUUUAUGGAGAGUAUGUUUAUGAUAAAAAAACGGCAGAAAAAAUUUUAAAAGUCAUCGACGAAGCAUGUACACAUACAUAUAUUUAAUUUCAGGUUAAAAAAAUUAUUUUUGCACAUAAAAUAAAAUGCCUGUUAAAAUGAU
This is a messenger RNA of Saccostrea echinata, 1816 nucleotides long. Its product is annotated as ATP-dependent DNA helicase RecQ-like. Lineage: Eukaryota; Metazoa; Mollusca; Bivalvia; Ostreida; Ostreidae. Bases 109 to 1761 code for a protein of 550 amino acids. The transcript has 3 exons. The record is from RefSeq and is a predicted model, not a curated record. Gene Ontology annotation, molecular function: 3'-5' DNA helicase activity; ATP binding; four-way junction helicase activity. Gene Ontology annotation, biological process: double-strand break repair via homologous recombination. Gene Ontology annotation, cellular component: chromosome; cytoplasm; nucleus.